UCUCUGAUUGGCUGUUUGACUGGGCUGAGGCUAUCAACAAUAGAUAUCAAGGAAGUAAACUUCCGUGGUCAACCUGGGAAGACUUUAUCAAACAAACGUUAAUCGAGCAGGACAAGCAAGGUGUUGGACGCUCCCUCCAGCUAAUGCGAACAAAAUGGCGAGUAAUCUCGUCUCAAAGUUAAUUCGUCCCCAUACGUUCACACAGCUGGCGCGGCUCCGGUCGGUCUGCGUGCCUCGGCAGAAGGCAGCGGGGGUCCGGCUGUUGUCCAGCGAUGCGCCACCGGAGAACAUCAGUCGCUAUCCAGUACCGUACAAGAAAGAUUUGCCUUAUGAUAUUGUAGAGCUCAUGGAUGAAGUGGAGUCAAAGGGGGGCUUUUUGCCCAAUGUCUUCAAAGCCCUUUCUCAUAGACCAGCAGAGUUCAGAGCCUUCUUUGCUUACUACAAUGAGCUGAUGAACAAAGAGACAGGCGGAUUGACCAAGGCCGAUCGUGAGCUGAUUGUAGUCGCUACCAGUGUCCACAACAAAUGUCUUUACUGUGUGGUAUCCCACAGUGCACUGCACCGCAUCUACUCUAAGAAAACUACUCUUUCUGACCAGGUUGUUGUUAACUACGAGAAUGCAGAGCUGUCACCCCGGGAGACCGCCAUGCUGGACUUUGCGAUGGCUGUGUGUCGCAGCGACACCGUUACAGAGCAACAUUUCCAGGCUUUGGAGGAAGUGGGCUUUGACCGCGAGGAUGCGUGGGACAUCGCUGCCAUCGCUGCUUUCUUCGCCAUGUCCAACCGACUCGCCCACCUCACCGACAUGAGGCCAAAUGUAGAGUUUUAUAACAUGGGUCGUAUACCAAAGGACAAGAGUAAGGACAAAGUGAAAGGGAAGUAGCAUUACAGACAAGGUCUUUGGCAUUUUAGUAAAUGCCUCAAAUCAAUCAAAAGUCUCCCGUUUUUUGCCGGUCCUCCACUUUGAGCAAAGCAUGUCAACUUGAGGAUUUUGCAAACUUCCCCUCAGUAGAUGUCAAUGUUGCUCAUUUACAUGACCAAGAAGCACGAGAGAGACCCUCUGACUUUGAUUUAUACCUUGAUGUGGCAGACAUGAUUUGUGUCUAAUCUAAAGAAUCUUUGAUUGUGUGACUUUGACAUUUUGAAUUGUAGGUGGCUUUGGUUGCCAUCCAUAUAUUGGGGAACAGUUGCUUUUUUGCUGCUGGGUGUCCAUUGGAUAUAAAUUACUGAAAUAGUUGUCUUCUAACUUUCAUGUUUGUGUUUUCUGAAACCUAACAACCCAAAACAACAAUCUCUUUAUUUCCUUGUUCUGUGCUGCUCAAUGCAUUGUUACAGUUUCUAGGGAAUAGUGUAAAUAAGUUACUGAUAUUGCUCACCAAAAAAAGCCUUUCCUUUAUCCUUUUUAAUAAACUAUUUAUCUUCAUAAUAUGAAA
This is a messenger RNA of Pseudoliparis swirei, 1433 nucleotides long. RefSeq lists its product as uncharacterized. Gene Ontology annotation, molecular function: peroxiredoxin activity. Bases 155 to 883 code for a protein of 242 amino acids. NCBI's taxonomy places the organism in Eukaryota, Metazoa, Chordata, Actinopteri, Perciformes, Liparidae. The transcript has 5 exons. The record is from RefSeq and is a predicted model, not a curated record.